AUGCUGCCCCCCACCAAAAGGCGUCGAACCGCCACCUCUGUGCUUGCCGGUGACUUUGACCCGCGUCCGGCCCGCGACGUCCUCACCAGCCUCUUGAACGGCGUGCCUAUCAACAAAGAGGUCGAGAGGGCCGAGGAGCUCCGGCGCGAGCGGCGACGGAAGGAGAAGGAGAGGGAGCGCGAGAAGGAAAAGGAACGCGAAAAGGAGACAGAGAAGGAGCGCGAGAGGGAGAGGGAGAGGAAACGCGCCAAGUCGGACGCGAGGCCACAGGUCAGGCUAUCCGCGCCCCCCGUCGCGUCAACAUCGGUCGUGAGCGCGUCAGGCCCCAGCGUGCCCAAGAUAUCCGCUCCCGUGGCGCGUUCCGCCGUGUCCUCCUUCUGGCAGGCGCGUCCGGCCAUCCAUAUCACCAACAUGCAACGGUCCGUGUCCGUUACUCCUCCCCCCAUGGCUUCCUCGCCACCAACCACUCCGGGCCCAUCCAACUCGUCGACUACCUCUGCCACAUCGUCCAAGCGACCACAUACACCGUACGACGACGACGACGACGACGACGACAUGCAUAGCCGUCACCGCAGUGAGGCCUCGCAGACACCGCCUUACGCGCAGUCGCGGCCACGCAAGAAACGCACCGCCGUGCGCAAGGGCUGGAAGGGCUGGGUGGAGGGCUCUCCACCGCCUUCGGAAAAGCUCAUCAACCUGGACACCGUGUCGAUCCUUCCCCAGAGGAAGACGAGGAGUGGGAAGAGCUUCGAUGCCAUUGGACUAGGUGAGGACACUUGGGUCUAA
This is a messenger RNA of Fomitopsis serialis, 786 nucleotides long. RefSeq lists its product as uncharacterized. Bases 1 to 786 code for a protein of 261 amino acids. The record is from RefSeq and is a predicted model, not a curated record. NCBI's taxonomy places the organism in Eukaryota, Fungi, Basidiomycota, Agaricomycetes, Polyporales, Fomitopsidaceae. The transcript has a single exon.